AGCCGCGGCCGCCCACGCUCGCUCCCGCCUUCCGGCUCGGAGCCGGGUCCGCGCGGGAGCGCCAUGAGCGCGCGCCCGGGCCAGUGACCCACUCGGGGAUGGACUGCGGCUCGGUGGCGGGCGAGAGGCCGAAGCGCCCGCUGAGCCGCCGGCGGCUCCUGCUCUUCCUGCCCGCCGGCCGCGGCGGAAGCCCGGGCGGCCGCGGAGCCCCCACGCGCCGCUGCGUCUCCCCGCUGCCGGGCGGGCUGGGGGCCCUGCGGCUCCGCGCCCCGGGGGCCCGCGGGGGCGCGUCACGUGCGUCCCCGCUGCUCCUCCUCCUGCUCGUGCCCUCCCCGCGGCUGGCCGCCGCCGCCCCGCGCCGGCCUCUGGCCGACUGGGAGCGCUCGCGCCCCGGGCUCGCCGUCCCCGCGGCCGGGCGCGGCGGCGCGUGGAGGGGCGCACCGGGCCGCGCGGGCGUGGGCGUGGGCGUGGGCGGCGCCCUCCACCUGGGCCACGGCGCGGCGGCUGCGCUCGCUACCUGCAGGAGAGAGCUGAGCCUGUCUGCGGGGUGCCUGCAGCUGGAGCACAGGAGGGGAGAGUUCACCUGUUCUGGGAACAGGAAGCUGUACUUUGACACCCAUGCCUUGGUGUGCCUGCUGGAAGAAAACGGUUUUACUACGCAACAAGCAGAAAUCAUUGUCUCUGCAUUGGUCAAGAUCAUGGAGGCCAACAUGGACAUCGUCUACAAAGACAUGGUCACCAAGGUGCAGCAGGAAAUCACUCUUCAGCAAAUAAUGUCUAAGAUUGCUAAUGUGAAAAAGGAUAUGAUCAUCUUGGAGAAGAGUGAAUUUUCAGCCCUCAGAGCAGAAAAUGAGAAAAUAAAACUUGAACUUCAUCAAUUAAAACAACAAGUAAUGGAUGAAAUGAUCAAAGUCCGAACAGAUACAAAAUUAGACUUCAAUCUAGAAAAAAGCAGAGUAAAAGAAUUGUAUUCAUUGAACGAAAAGAAGCUGCUGGAAUUGAGGACAGAAAUAGUGGAAUUGCACGCCCAGCAAGAUCGGGCCCUGACGCAGACAGACAGGAAGAUAGAAACGGAGGUCGCUGGCCUCAAAACCAUGCUUGAGGCGCACAAGCUUGACACUAUCAAAUAUUUAGCAGGGUCUGUAUUUACGUGCCUGACAGUAGCUCUGGGAUUUUAUCGCCUGUGGGUAUAAUAAAGGUGUCUAUUUAAAGAUAUAUCCAUUGUUUAGCCUUAAGAAUACCAGACUAUUGUCCCUUUUUUUUUUCUUGUUUCAAAUUUUAAUCCUGAUUUGACUUAAUGCAUAUUGUUAAUUUUUAUACAAAUUAUGGGCACAUGGCCAAAGUAAAGAAGUCAGAGACUCCUCCAUGAAAGUCCUUCUCACCUUCUGCUUAGUUGACUUGAUAACCAAGGGGUGUGCAGCACACCUUGACAACUCCACUCGCUGACCCAGUGCACUUGGUCUAACCUUGGUGCAUACCGACAAUAAAUAUUUGUGUAACUCACUGCAACUUGAAAUCUUCUUGUCACAUAGUGCAUUUGGGGUCUCCAUUGAAAGGGGACUGUGGCUUUAAGUGCUGAAGAAUCAUUGACUCCAGCGCCCACUCCUCCCCCCAUCCUCCCCCCCACUGCUCCCCUCCCCAGGUUUGCCUCUGCUGAGCUGGUUCGUAAUACCCCUGUACUUCUGCUCCUAAAGGAGGGUUUUCUGCCGAUUUCCAUUGUCUUAGUAAGUUAUUGUUAUGGUAUUUUUAAUGUGCCUUCUGGCUAGAAAAUCCUGCUGCCUACUGAAGCGUUGUAACGGUAAUGGGGACUCUUGCUGCUCAGGAUGCUGGAUUCCCCCAAGUCCUGAACUGCCGUACUGCUCUGCCUGUGGCACUUCUACCUGGAGGACCUCAGCUGCUUCAGCCCAGUGGGGGUUCAGCCUGUCCCCUCCUCCUCUGCCUCUUCCUCUUCUACCCGGGAGCUCUCAGCUUUGCUCCUGUAGGGUGUCUAGACAUCUGGAUGGCCUGUCACUUUAAAUAAGGAAGCCCAUGCCUGUCGAGGAGUCCCACCUGUGACCAGCUCAGCUGUGGACUUCCAAGUGAGGACGCCCACUGGCACCUUCUAAUCCAUGUUGCUGAAGACGUCCUCAUACCCACCUUACCUCUGUAUCCUGGUACUCCUGGGGUUAUUUAGAGCAGCACCUUUCUUGUCUUACUGAAGCAACGGGCUUGUGGGCAAGAAUAAGCAUUUGGAAGCGAUGACAUGGACGUGGUUUUUUCUGUCUUUACAUGGACACACGCGCUUGCUGCACACCGUCUGGCACCGCGCAGGAACCACAUGAAGAUUUCUUGAUCAGACUGGUAGAAUAAAUUACCCAAUGUCACUCUUCCAACCACAUUGUUAAAAUUAAGUUACCUCUGUCCUUUGAAUGUAAUCUCUAAGCCUUAGGAAGUGUUAAGUCCUUAUCAUUUUAUAAACCAUUUGUAAACCAAAGAUUCUGAGCUUCAUACAAUAGGAAAAUGAAGUACUUUUCUAUUAGUGGUAGCAGUUUCAAAGUGCAUAAUUUAAUUCUUUUCAAGUAGAUCAAAAAUUGUCUUCAUAACUUAACAAAAUAUUUUAUCAAUGUAUUCUUCCCCUUUCUAAGAAGAGUCCCCGGGGAAGGCUGUGCAUUCAGCCACUGCCUGACACAAAGGCUCCGUGGGUGGCGCCCCCUUAAGACCACGCUUGUGACCGAUGUCAGCACAACCCAGGGUAGAACUGGAGAGAGUGCGUGAGCCCAGACUCACUCGCCAGGUCACAGUCCAAAGUCAAGACCCCAGGGGCAAGGGUGCCAUGUGCCCUGUGUUUCAGAGUCAACGCUGACCUCGUGGGGGUUAAAAACAAGCGCACUGCCCCUCCAUCCAGCCGGGGUGCUGGUCUCGGGUCUGCCAGCGGCACUCCCGCGUCAUUCCUCUUGGCCAUGGUGGCCACAUCCCAUCACUUAGUUUAGUCCUGUGGUUUUUCUGUGAGUUUUUGCAGCACAGAACAGCCCCUUCGGGCCUUGGGGACAACAAAUUGUCCUUUAGAAGAUGUGGAUGGCAUGCAUGUCUGCAGUUCAGGGCUUGGGACUGUGUUUCUGUUAUUUAGUCAAUGUUUUAUAUUUGAAAAGCAUUGAGGAAAAAAGCACAAGCGUCACCUUCCCGCUGCUGGCUCCAGCAUCUGCAGAGUGAGCCAGCUGUGGCUGGCAGUGACGACUUCCUGUGUGACCCAGUCAUGAGAAUUCAGACCACCCAGGAAAUUGGGCAUUGGAAAUAUGAAGUGGGAAGAUGGCUGGUUAACUCGCCCAUGUGCUCGCAGCCUCCGUGCAGCAUGUGGGGGAGUUAACCUUGGUGAGAUCCUCCUCAAUGCUACCCCGUGGCAGGGGUGCAAGGGACAUUGCCAGGUGCCCAAAGCAGAGCAUCAGAUGGACAGCGGAGCCUUGGUAUUGGCUGUCCAUGCACAAUUCACUCCUCGUUCUCAGAGGGCUCUCUGCCUUCAUCUGCUUUAAAGAGCUGAACUCCAGUUUGACUCCUGUCCCACUCCAUUAAUAAGCAAAACCAUGUGGGUCUUUACAGGAGACACUGAUUUUCAUUGCUGUGUUGGUUUUAUUAUUCUCUGCUGGGUUUCUAGCUCAGGAUCUAGCAAAACAAACAAGGUGUGCCAUGCCUUCAGUUGGAAAGUCACAAGUUCAAGAAAGGCUUGACUCAAACCAGAAGUCUUGCUGGGAUUUGCCUUUGAACACUUGAAGAAGAAGAGUCCUGGGCCCCAGCACACCUGUUCCUGGGUUGUCCCUGUGGGCUUUGCUCUGCCGUCCUGCCCAGCUGUGCUCAGCAUGGCCUUCUGCCCUCCUUGUCUGGCCCCCCUCCACCCUCUGCCUGGCAUUAGCCCUGUCACUGUGGCCAGCUUCCUGCUCUCUUGUUCUAAGACCUUUGCAUCCUGAACAAAUCUUCACCCCGUACUCUGGAACUCAUCUAGAAAACUGACUUGAGCAAACAUUUACCAAAUGUGUUGUGGCUUUUUUGGCACUGAAGCAAAAACAUGUUAACUGGAAAUGAUGUAUUCCUUAUAUAAAAUAUUCGAGACUGUUUAAUCUUGUAUUGGAAUUUUAUUUGGAAAAUAUUUAUCUUUCUGCAGAUUUAUACCUAACUUUCCUUUGAUUAUAACCCAAACAUCGUUAACCCUUUUAUUACUUAAGCAAAUGUUCAAUUACGUUUUAUUAUCUAAUAGAGUGUAUAAAAUAUUUUUAUUAUUUAAAAUAAAAUAUUUAAUUAUUUGUGGCUAAUAUUUUUGCGGGGGAAGGGAGACCGUUGCUAGGGGUUGAACCCAGAGCCUCGUGCAUGCUAGGCAAGCACUCUACCACUGAGUUACAUCUCAGCCCUCUGAUAUGUUUUUCUAAUGAUUCAAAUGAAAAACUAAAAUAACUUCUGUCUAGAACAACUGUAUUUUACUGUAUCAAUUGUGUAAUGAUGACACUAGUGAAUUAUAAGUAACUGAAAAUUUGGGUUUAUAUGAAAACCAGAUUUGAAAGUAAAUAUUUGAUUUGCAAAAUAAAUUUUUAUUCA
This is a messenger RNA of Sciurus carolinensis (gray squirrel), 4560 nucleotides long. It is a transcript of the gene Mcur1, whose product is annotated as mitochondrial calcium uniporter regulator 1. Gene Ontology annotation, cellular component: mitochondrion; mitochondrial inner membrane. Lineage: Eukaryota; Metazoa; Chordata; Mammalia; Rodentia; Sciuridae. Gene Ontology annotation, biological process: calcium import into the mitochondrion; positive regulation of mitochondrial calcium ion concentration. The record is from RefSeq and is a predicted model, not a curated record. The transcript is spliced from 9 exons. The coding region runs from base 99 to 1193 and encodes 364 amino acids.